This is a messenger RNA of Linum trigynum, 1423 nucleotides long. Lineage: Eukaryota; Viridiplantae; Streptophyta; Magnoliopsida; Malpighiales; Linaceae. The record is from the annotation of a GenBank genome assembly.
CGAAGGCUUCAUGGCCAGAAAGGCAGAAACCAUACUACAGGUAAAGCCCACGUACCUCAUUUCUACAGGCAUUUUCAGACAAAUAUUAAGAAGAUGGUCUUCUCCUCCAACUCAGACACUAACUUCAACUCUAGCAGAUUACAAACAUCUCAAACAAAGGAGCCUCAUUACCAAUCCAGCCCCGCCCUCCAAGGGCAUUAUAAUAUUUCUUAGGUCAAAAUAGAGUCAUGGAUAUAUCAAUUAAAGAGGCACCAGCCCAAUUAGAAAUCCCAUACACUAAAUUCCAUCUACCAGUUUCAACGCAGCUCUCAAAUGAAGAUGCUCAGAAUCUGAAUUUCAGACUAGGCUAUCUUUUGGCGCUUAAUCAAAAGCAAUCAUAUAUUGGACGAACUGAAAAGCGAAUCGAAGCAUUCGUAAAUCACACUAACCAAUUAGCUCCUCGACAUGACCGCAGCCAGCCUCUUCUCGACCGCCUACCAGUCCAUCUCCUCCCUUCGUCGGGAGGGACCGCCUGAAUCUCCUUUAGGGCUUUGGAGUAGAGGGAGAUCGCCACUUCCCUGGCCUUGGGGAAUACAUCAAGACAAGCCCGACGAUCCACGUCGUCUGUUUCACCUUGGCCAUCAAUGGCCGAACGAUCGCUUGCAGGAAAAUUACAAGAUGGCAUUAGAAUUUUACCCUUGCACGUUCCAGCAGUGUGCUGCUACUCUGCCUUUGACUUGCCGGUGCUUCCUUAGGAUUCAGUUGCAACUUGCAACUUUCCUACCGGCCAGUAGAAUUCCUCGGGGGAGAGGACCAGGUCAUUCUUCAUGCUUUGGCACGAGAACAUCAUCCUCUGUGACCUCGCAUUCAUACUCAUCAGGAACACCCCAGGGAACCCAACUCUGCGUUUACAUUCAAAAGAUGAUGAAGAUCAAUAUUGUCAGUCUCUCUUCAUUUUCACGCUCAUGCAUUCGCAGAAUGAACAACUAGUAGUUUAACGAUAACCAUAUUAGCCAGAGUUUGAGGAAAUCUUCUACUACAACAAAGUGGAGCUGCUUGUAUUGCAAAGAACUGAUAAGGGAAAAGCAAACUAAAUGUGAAACAUUUGAUGAUUUGAUACCAUCAUCAUGCAUAUGAUAGGCUAUUGCACGUCGAGGAUGAAACAGCAAGGUUGUGCCACAUCAACCAGGGAGUAGCACAAACCAACAUAGACCCAGAGACAAGCAGCAUUUUAUAUAUCAAAUAACCAAUCAACUGAAUGACUAAAGCCAUAGAGUUGUUCAUCUUGUUACAUUGUCUCCCUAGUACAUUGUACAUGACAUAAACCAGAUAGGACUCUGGAAUCAAACACAAAACAGUCACAAACUCCAAUUCAGGAUUGUGAAAACAUGAGAGCAAUCCCAAAGUCCUAAACCAAAACUUUCAAUAAGCGUUAGAAAUUGUU